AUGACUACCAAAUCAUUGAACGCUACAAGUCAGGAAGAAUUAGAAAACAGACUUCAUCACUUAACCGAAAGUCUGAUUCAGAAACAGACUGCUGUUGAAUCACUAAGCACAGAGAAGAAUUCUUUGUUGCUGCAGUUGGAAAGAUUGGAAAAACAGUGCAGAGAAGCAGAAUCCUCGGCCAUAAGGGGCAGUUCUGCGGCUGUGCACAUGAACAACAGUACUGAUGAUGAAGAUGUUCGAGCUCGUUUUCCAUCGUUUAUGAAGGAAUCGCCAUUUGACGGCAAGGUUACUCGUAAGGUCAAGAUGGCUGCAAAUACUAUAGAUAGAUUCAGUAAUUUAACGUUGUUCAAAGGUUAUAUAGAAAUAUUCAAAAAUAAAAUAUGCAGAACAAUGGAAAUAGAUUAA
Molecule: messenger RNA, 405 nt
Organism: Helobdella robusta
Lineage: Eukaryota; Metazoa; Annelida; Clitellata; Rhynchobdellida; Glossiphoniidae
Exons: 4
Coding region: 1-405 (134 amino acids)
Biological process (GO): retrograde transport, vesicle recycling within Golgi; Golgi organization
Cellular component (GO): Golgi cisterna; Golgi membrane
Source: RefSeq, a predicted model, not a curated record